AGGUCGGACUGUCGUUUUGGAUCGCCGACCGUAUCGGGAAGGAGCUCUAGGAAAAUGGUCAAUGACGUUGCUUCGUGGAGGUAUGUUGAAUUUUAUAACAUUUACUUAAAUGUGAUUCAUUUAUUCUGCGAAGUUACCAGACGAUAUUGAACAUUGUCAAGACACAGAACUCCUUGUGUUCAUCGCACAAUGUGGACUUGUUUAAUUUGAUAUCUCGAACAUAUAAAUUUGAAGUAAUCUAUUUUCAAAUGGUAGAUCAUAGAUCAAGGUUCCUAUUCUAAUAUUUUGACUCCCUUUGUUAUUUCCCGGCCAAAAUAUCAAUUGAUAAUCAAGUCUAAGUGGGAUGUGCAACUUGUACUAAGGAGUUACGAUUGAAGUAAAAAUGGUGGACAAGCAUUGCAUGUAAGGUUGAAUAUGUCUUAAACGAUUCACCGUAAUAAUUUCAUGAUAUCGAAAAACCGAAGCCACUUAAUUACAGUCUAAUUUGGUCUCUCGCGAAGUUAUACUGUAAUGAUAGAUGUCAAAAUGAUUUUAAAGGAAGCUGCAACACUUUCUCGAAUUUUAAGAAAGCUAAUCUAUACACGGUUGAAAAUUGAAAUGAGGUGUUUUUGACUGGCUGCCACAUGAAUUGCGUAAUAAAUGUGACAUGCACCUUCAAAGAUUAAGCAUACGAAUUUUUUUUCCCUCGAAGUUACUAAAGUAAGGCACUGGCAAAAAAAUAUCAUAAUACUAUCAUUGCUCUACAUCGAUAUUGGACGGCGUUACUAUAUGCAAAUUUUGCUUGAAACCACGGACUUUUUAUAAAGCUACCGGUGGAAUCAUCUUUAGCUUGUUAUCAAAUCUGUUUUCGCUAGGGUGGAGCAAUUCUCAGUUAGACCCUGGAUCCCUUCACUUUAAAUUCCGAAAAAAAGGAGCAAAUUACAGUAUCAAAUGUAGGGAGACUUUAUUUAUAUGCUUAAUCAAUUUUCAUCAAUUGAUUUACACUCAAUUUGAUUUAAGUCACUAAGUAAUUCAAGAAUUAAUCAGCUAGGAAAUGCACUUCUAACGAAUCUCUCUCACCCUUACAGAACGUGAAGGAUUUUAUUCUUAUUUUGUCCAAUUAACUCGAAAGUUGGGGUAAUUUAACUUCUGUUAAUUUAGAGCCGUAUUUACUGUGUCACGAAACUAUUCGAAACAAGAAAAAUUAAGGUUUUUUAAUUGCAAAUAUCUCCGAUGGGCAAUAUUUUAUGUCGACAAACAUACCAUUAAAGGAUAGACCUAUUUUAGCACUAUGUUUGGCAACAAAAAAAUUUUGUCCUCAGUAAAAGAUUCGUGGUCACGUCCCUCUGAAGUGUGUGACCUUUGACGUUAAUUUAUGCAAUUUUUGGUCGUAAACAGAUGUUUAAUCAGUUAAAUUCAAUUUAAAAAUGGGAACGCUGACUUUAGUUGUUGUGGUACUAAAAACUACAGAUUUAUAGCUGCUGAGCUGAGGAGUAAGUUAUCAUGGAAAUUCUAUAACGCUGAACCAAGCAGUUUAUAUACCUCACAACUUGCCAUUUUCUCAUUGCGUUUUUUUCAUAAUUCUCAAUAGAUAUUUGAUUAUUUCAUGUGACGAGGAUUUUGCUUCAUCCUUACAAAUAAAAUUAUCCUUGUAACUACUGGUCGCCUUUUAAUGGUGGCUAAAAUCGGUCUGAAUUUUAAUGGAGACAAAAGCCGAAAAAAUGAUAACUUAAAUAUGAAAGCGAUCUUCGUAGUGAUUUACACUACUUGAGCAGUAGAGAAAAUAAGGCCUGAAAAAAAUUUAGGGCUGUACGGGAUAUCCCGUGAAGUGAUGAAUUACUUCACGGGUUAUUCCGGAACCAACAUAAUGAUCAACUCCCUGGUAGAGCACUUCACCAGUAUCGCAAAGGUCAUUGGUUCAAUUCGCGUACAGGCCUAAAUUUUUUUCAUGCCUUAUUUUCACUACUGCUUAAGUAGUGAACAUUACUGCGAAGAUCGCUUUCAUAUUUACGUCUUUAUCCGCAGUUCACAGAUAUGAUUUUCAUAAAUUCACAGUCGAAGUGAUAACUGUUACCAUAACUUGCAUUUGGUUCUUUAAUAUACUAAGCCUGACUUUGCAAAUAAAUUUAAUUCGUCAUCUUAGGAUUAGACCCGGAGAAAACCAAAUUGGAGAUCAAUCAGUUGUAGACGAUGUUAAUAUACGCUCUUUUCAGAGUUUCGACCAGCAAAUCUGCCAAGAAAUCUUCACGAAAUGCUGUGAGACAUGGAUAAAAGACGCUUUGCGGAUGGAUUUGCCAAGAUAUUGUGCAUACGUUGGGGUCGAGAGUGUCUUCACACUCCUCUCCCUGGCUUUUUCAUGGUCCUUUUACACUAUCUGCAUAUAUCUUGGAAUUGUUCUCAUUACUGUGUUAAUAUUUUACCUUAAUGCCUUCAACCAAGGCUGGAAAUUCAUAAAUAGAUCCUUGGAAGAAGAUGUAAAAAACAUCAAGAACUCUUACAUGAUCCAAAGCGGUAGUCACUUUUGGGUGGCUGUGUGGCGUGACAAAAUUGUUGGUAUGAUUGGACUUUUUGAAAAGGAGAGCUAUAAACUCAAGAUUGCCGAGUUAAAAAGAAUGUAUGUUUCUUCUAAAUACAGGGGGAAGGGUGUUGCAACGAAACUGCUCGAGAGGGCAGUGCACUACGCAAGAAUUCACCAUUGUGAUAGAAUUUUCUUGGAUACGACCAGUGCGCAUAAAGAUGCUCAUCGGUUCUAUAGGAAGCACGGCUUUCAACUUGUGAAUGUCCGUCCGUUUCCUCAGCUACUUCCUACAAACCUUCGAUUGUAUGACUUUGAGCUGGAGUUGUAAAAUUUACUGAGUAAUAUUUAAGGCUCGUCUAAUAAUUUGUUCCUUUUGUUCCUGGAAAGGAGCAUCGUGUUUCAUUUGUCUAAGUCAAACUAAUAAAUAGUUUAAAGGCUUUGGGUAAUCCAUUAAUUGCGAACGC
Molecule: messenger RNA, 2961 nt
Organism: Pocillopora meandrina
Lineage: Eukaryota; Metazoa; Cnidaria; Anthozoa; Scleractinia; Pocilloporidae
Source: the annotation of a GenBank genome assembly